This is a messenger RNA of Peronospora matthiolae, 1668 nucleotides long. The record is from the annotation of a GenBank genome assembly. Lineage: Eukaryota; Oomycota; Peronosporomycetes; Peronosporales; Peronosporaceae.
AUGGAGGAAUAUGACCGCAGUGCGCCGCUGUUUGACCGGCGUUUCAACGUGCUAGUACAAUACCCUGAUCGCGACGAGAAGCUACUGCCGCUUACUGUUCGUCUGCUUACUGGUGUGCGUCAAAAUACUGCCAAAAACCAAAAAGAGCACGUGUUGCGUGUGGAAAUCACAGACGACGAUGGCGUUGCUCCGUGCUUUCUUUACUUUUGGCGCGUCUCAGAAGAAGAAUUUCACGAUCUAAAGACACAACAGAGACUGCUCGUGGAUUUUGCCACGUUUCCAGCAAAUCUCAUUGAGCUGCUGCAAUGUUGUCUGAAGGACAGCAAGAAGAUUGCAGGGGAAGAAGAUGCAGAGGUCAAGACUCAAACUGGUGACGAAGCCGUAGCUGUAACAACGACGGGAGGGUCAGUUGAAGUCGUGCUUAAUCAGAAGACAAGGUCAGCUGGGCCAACUCCAUUGAGCUAUUUGGCAGUGUUGAACACGUCCGAUUAUAAUGGGCAGUCAGUGUUUAGCAUUGUGGAAACGAAUCCGUUCAAGCAAUUGACGCAUCUGUCGUUGAGAUUUUUACCAGGUGACGACGUGGCCGUCAAGACAUAUCUUGCAUCGCGCUUGGCGCAGGUUGGAGCAAGCCGUCGUUCGCUGGCAUCGGCGUUGAAGCAGAUGAAAGAAGAGCUACAGCUUGCGCAGACCAAUGAAGCGAAACUGGAGCAGCAGUUGUCGACAUUAGGCAGUGAAGCAGAGUCGACGCUAUCACAGGAGAAAAUGAAGUUCGUAGAUGCACUAAACGGUCAGCGGCAAGAGGCAGCCGCCGUGCUAAAAGAGCGUGAAGGAGAACUCAAUUCUAAAAUUGACCUACUUGUGGAGAGAUACGAAAAGGAGCUUAAAACGCUUAAGGCGACAGCAAAGGAGAAUGAGAAGCAAGUGCAAGAUCUGAUCAAACAAAAGUAUCAGCACGAAGUGCAGAUUGACCAUUUGCUCUCUCAGAUAGAAGACCUCGGUCAGGCUAGGAAAGCGCUAUCAGAUGAGGUGGACAAGCUACGCAAUCAAAAUAAAGAGCUAGACCAAAAAGCGUCCCAGCAGGAGAAGCAAAUGAAUGCAUUGCAGGUUCGGACGGACGCGCUACAAGAGCAGCUUGCUGAUAAGGAGGACGUCGUCAGGAAGACCGCCGACCUCUUACAGUCGGCUAGGCUGCAUAAUGAGGAAGUCGAUGAGUCACUGAAGAUGUAUCGAGACAACCAUGCGAGGCUCCAGCAGAAGCUGGAGUUAAGUGUCUCAGAGAUUAAUAAGGGAAACGAAAUUAUCGAUCGCAUACAGAACGAAAGUCGAACGCUGAAGUCUAAGAUGCGGAUGAAGGCCAAGAUUAUCAAGCAGCAAGAACAGUUUGUCAAAGAAAAGCAACUUCAGCUAGAGGAAUCGUCACUGGAAAUGAAGUCGACAAAGGAAGAUAUUCGCAAACGAGAUGAGCACAUUUUACAUCUGAAGGGAACGAUCAAAGAAUUGAGUCAGAAGCUGGAGGAUAGCAACAAGUUGCUUGCAUCGAACCAACAAGUGAUCACCUGGCUGAACAAGGAGAUUAACGAAGCACAGUUGAGUCAUCAACGGAGGUCGACUGCACACCCGUCCGUACUUUCCUUUCGUCCAUCCGACAAAGCGAUAAAUAAUCCGUGA